Ailuropoda melanoleuca (giant panda) is the source of this 516-nucleotide messenger RNA. It is a transcript of the gene RPL39, whose product is annotated as ribosomal protein L39. The record is from RefSeq and is a predicted model, not a curated record. Gene Ontology annotation, biological process: translation. The transcript has 3 exons. Gene Ontology annotation, cellular component: ribosome; cytosolic large ribosomal subunit. Gene Ontology annotation, molecular function: structural constituent of ribosome. The coding region runs from base 155 to 310 and encodes 51 amino acids. NCBI's taxonomy places the organism in Eukaryota, Metazoa, Chordata, Mammalia, Carnivora, Ursidae.
CGGGGGGGGCGGAGUGAGGGCCGCAGAAGAAGGCCUCUCGCCUCAUCUUCUAAGCUCCGCCCUCGGCGACGUCCUCUAAAUACGUCCUUCCGCCCGCUUCGUCCUUUCUCUUCUUCGCCACCAUCCUGCUGCGUGUGGCUGGCUCUUUGUCGCCAUGUCCUCUCACAAGACUUUCAGAAUCAAGCGAUUCCUGGCCAAGAAACAAAAGCAGAACCGCCCCAUUCCCCAGUGGAUUCGGAUGAAAACUGGUAAUAAAAUCAGGUACAACUCCAAGAGGAGGCACUGGCGAAGAACCAAGCUGGGUCUAUAAGGCGUCACACAUCAUGAGACGAAACACCUAAUUGGCGCUCAUAUUUAAUUAAGCUGCGUAACAGAUCAUGUAUUCUCUAUCACUCUGUAAACAUCCUUCCUACCUGGCCACAAGCCACGUUUUAUCAGGGAGAUGAUUUUUCUCUGUUCCUAGGCCCUGCACCAGUAGAUUGGUUCAGUAAUAAAUGUGAGACCUUUCAGCUCUAA